This is a messenger RNA of Apodemus sylvaticus (European woodmouse), 873 nucleotides long. RefSeq names its product E3 ubiquitin-protein ligase RING2-like. Gene Ontology annotation, molecular function: ubiquitin protein ligase activity; chromatin binding. Lineage: Eukaryota; Metazoa; Chordata; Mammalia; Rodentia; Muridae. Bases 1 to 873 code for a protein of 290 amino acids. The transcript has a single exon. Gene Ontology annotation, cellular component: PcG protein complex; ubiquitin ligase complex. The record is from RefSeq and is a predicted model, not a curated record.
AUGGAGAAACCAGAAGAAAACAAUGCAAAAUCCCUAGUCCAGACCAAUCUGAGACCAGAGGAGUCUCAGGCUCCAACAGAAGACAGCAUGUCACAGACAGUUCAGACAAAUGAAAAACAACCAGAAAGAGCAACAUCAGAACAAAAUUCACAGGACUCACAAGGAACAUCUCAGAAAAUAACAACUAAUGACUCGGAAAUUGUGGCUUUACAUAACUAUGACUAUAACAACUUCAAGUGCCCAAUUUGUUUAGACAUACUGAGGAACACCAGGAUUACAAAGUCCUGUUUCCACCGAUUUUGUAAGGAUUGUAUCAUCACAGCACUGAGGUUAGGAAACAAGGAAUGCCCUGUCUGUAGGAGAAAACUAAUUUCAAAAAGGUCACUAGAUCCAGACCCUCAAUUAGAUGAAUUCAUCAGCAAAAUGUUUCCAGGGUAUAAUGAAAAGGAUUCCUCUCGACAGAAACCAUUAGGGAAAAGGAAAUAUAAAACCCAACACACCUCUAAUCUCAUCAACCAAAGAAGACAGGAGAUAACAGCCACAAAUAGUGUCCAACGUGGAGAAGAUCAACAGGUUAAUACUUCUAGUCGAUUGGAAAGUAAUAAUGACUAUUCACCCAGCUGUAGUAAUGUAUCCACACACAGCAGUGACAAAGCAGGUCCUAGUAACAAACGUGCCAAAACAACUGAGUCUGAACAUGAUAGUAAGCACACAAUGGUGACCAGUGAUUCUGUGACUGAUGGAGCUAGUGAACUUGAAAGUAAUCUUCAUCCAUCUCUCAGAGGAGAAGAUGACCCUGAACAUGCAGAAUUACCAACAACCUCAGGUAUUCCACUAGUAAUCAAAGUUCCCUCUCUCUGGCUUUGGGCUUAG